UCAUGUACUUGCAAAAGCUGUAAAGUGGAGAUAAGAAUGACUGCUUUGUCUGCUCCCCAAUUUAUAACUAAAAUCAAAUGAAAAAAAGAGUCUAAAAGCAUUUUGGUUGUUUGUGUUUAAGCCUUUUAUUACAGAAAACUUCAAACAUAACACAGAAGUAGAGUAAUACAAUGAACUUCCAUAUUCUCAACCUCACUUCAACAAUUAUUGACUCACGGCCACCAGUCUUAUAUCAAUUAUACAUUGACUUUCUCCUGUAUUAUUUUGAAGCCAACCUAGACAUUAUACCAUUUCAUUCAUAAAUAGGAAAACAUUUUUAUGAACUAAAGUUCUAGGUCAGUGUAAGGAUUAUCUUGGAAUGAAGUGAAAAUGCAAUCUUAGAAAUAUGUUGAAUUCCAGUAAUUAUAAAAGUGUUCUAGAAAGGAGAAAAGUUAAUAUCUGGUUGAGAUAUACAAAGGGUUAAUUGAGCAAGACUUCCUGAGGUUAAAGAGCUUUGAAUUUUUAUUUUAAAAAGGGAGUGAGUAAUGAACCAGAAGAGGGAGACCAUUCCCUGGUAGAUCACAGAACGCCAGCUUGGCAGGAAGAGAGGUAGGAUUGCAGAUGUUAUGGGCUGAUGCCAAAAAGGCUAGAAGAAUAAAGACAAAUAUGUGGAAGCACAAUAUAAAGUUUCAUCAACUUUCAUACCGGGAGAUGGAGCAUUUGAGACAGUUCCGUCGAGACGUCGCCAAGUGUCUUUUCCUAGGUAUUCUUUCCAUUCCACCCUUUGCCAACUACCUGGUCUUCUUGCUAAUGUACCUGUUUCCUAGGCAACUGCUGAUCCAACAUUUCUGGACCCCAAAGCAACAAAUUGAUUUCUUAGAUAUCUAUCAUGCUCUCCGGAAGCAGUCCCACCCAGAAAUUCUUUGUUAUUUAGAAAAGGUUAUCCCUCUCAUUUCUGAUUCAGGACUCCGGUGGCAUAUGACAGAAUUGUGCACCAAGAUGCAACGUGGUACCCACCCAGCAAUACAUGAUAUCCUGGCUCUGAGACAGUGUUUCUCUAACCGUCCUCUGGGCAUGAACCAGCUCCAUGCUUUGCAGAUGAAAGCCUUGAGUCGAGCAAUGCUUCUCACACCUUAUCUGCCUCCUGUCUUGUUGAGAUACCGUUUAAAGACUCAUACCACUGUGAUUCACCAACUGGACAAGGCUUUGGCAAAGCUGGGGAUUGGUCAGCUGACUGCGCAGGAGGUGAAGUCGGCUUGUUAUCUUCGUGGCCUGAAUUCCACCCAUAUUGCUGAAGAGAGGUGUCGAACUUGGCUGGGAGAAUGGCUGCAGCUUUCCUGCAGCCUGAAAGAAGCUGAGCUGUCCCUCUUGCUACACAAUGUGGUCCUGCUUUCCAUCAACUACAUUGGGACAAGGCACUGAGCCGACAAGGAGCGGGUGGCAUUGUCCUGCAUGCAGUCACAUAGUCCAGCAGCGUGGGACCAAACAGCACUUGUCAGCAAAGAGUGUGUGCCCUGUUAGGCGUGUGCAAGGCAGAGGAGCAGGUGCCCGUGUGGCAGC
This is a messenger RNA of Lagenorhynchus albirostris (white-beaked dolphin), 1539 nucleotides long. It is a transcript of the gene LETMD1, whose product is annotated as LETM1 domain containing 1. Gene Ontology annotation, biological process: intracellular monoatomic cation homeostasis. NCBI's taxonomy places the organism in Eukaryota, Metazoa, Chordata, Mammalia, Artiodactyla, Delphinidae. The record is from RefSeq and is a predicted model, not a curated record. Gene Ontology annotation, cellular component: mitochondrial inner membrane. The coding region runs from base 601 to 1401 and encodes 266 amino acids. The transcript has 8 exons. Gene Ontology annotation, molecular function: ribosome binding.